GAAUAGUUGUAGCUUAGACUAUCUAUGCAGUCUAAGUAGGGAUUUCCCCCUUCCUUCUUCGAAUUCUUUUAUUUUGAAUUGGGGAAUCCUCAGAAACCUUCUUUUUUUGAGUCAACGAUCGUUUAUAAACCAUGGAACACCCGGACCUCCUCUUUUAUUCUACUACUUCUUCAGUACCUACCUUCCUCGCCCUGUUUCUUUAACCGCUACGACUCUUAUUCACAGUCGUCUCCUGCAGUCGUUACUGCCGUCUAUCGACAUCCACACACCCACACCCACGUCCGCUCCUCACGGCAGGUCCCUCCUCACACAAACCCGGAACGACUCUAUCAUAGACUUGCCCCAAUAGUCCAAUACUCCCCACCUCUCUCUUUCUCAUACAGCACAGCCUAUAUUCCACACAGCCUUACUUCGUCAUGUCCAAGGCAGAGCUGGACCCCUCCGCUCCUGUCCCCACCCUGGGCUCGUCCCAAACACACAUCCAGCCAGCAGAGGACCAUCCGUCAACCAACAACAUCACCAAUGAUAUCCACCCUCAACCAGCCUCUUCUUCUUUGUCUUCUUCGUCCACUCCUUACCGCACGGCCACCACAGUAGCCACUGCUGUCGACCCACGACCAACCAACCAUGGUCCCUUCUCCUUCAACCCUGAUGACCUCAUGCACCUCAUCGACCCAAAGUCCCCCGAGACUCUUCAUUCGUAUGGUGGUGUGGAGGGCAUCCUCGCUGGUCUGCAUGCAGAUCCAGCUAAGGGUCUCUCAACUCCGCACAAAUCCCUGACGGCAGUUGUCUCUUCAGAGGAUGAAAAGGAGACCCCUGCCCAGGCACAGGUCUCCACCGACUACGCCCACAACUAUUCCUCCAAUACAGCCCAGGUCACGUUCGAGGACCGCGAGAAGUAUUUUGGUCGCAAUGUCCUGCCCAAACGCAAGCCAAAGACUAUCUUCCAGCUCAUGUGGAUGGCUCUCCAGGAAAAGAUUCUGAUUUUGCUGUUGAUUGCUGCCGUUGUCUCCAUCGGUCUCGGCAUCUACGAAGACUAUGGAAUGAAGCACGAUCCAAAGCAACUGUUCCAUAAGGAUUUUACCUCUUACAUCGCCACUGAUCCCAAAAUUUCCUGGGUUGAGGGUGUCGCCAUCCUGGCCGCCGUCAUGAUUGUUGUCAUGGUCGGAUCUGUCAAUGACUAUCAAAAGGAAGCCCAGUUCCGCAAGCUGAAUGCCAAGAAGGAGGAUCGCGAGGUCAAGGCCCUUCGUAACGGAGAAACGGUUCUGAUCUCGGUCUUUGAUAUCGUCGUUGGCGAUGUUCUUUAUCUCGAACCCGGUGAUGUAAUCUCGGCGGAUGGUGUCUACCUUGGAGGACAUAAUCUCAAGUGCGAUGAGUCUGCAAUGACUGGAGAGUCGGAUGCCGUCAAGAAGGUCACCUUUGAGGAGUAUAGACGAUUGGAGGAGGUCGAGGCUGCUUCACACAAGGACACCAAGAUCCACACCAAUCACGAGGGUAUCGAUGUUAUUGCUGAACCAUCGCAUGCCAUCCACGGCGUCGACCCCUUCAUCAUCUCUGGUUCCAAGGUUCUAGAGGGCGUGGGUCUCUACGUCGUCACCGCUGUUGGCGAAAACAGCUUCCACGGCAAGACCAUGAUGUCCCUCCGCACCGAGUCCGAGGACACUCCUCUCCAGGUCAAGCUGAACGGCCUUGCGGAGCAAAUUGCGAAGCUCGGUAGUUUGGCCGCUCUGCUGAUGUUGAUCGUCCUCUUUAUCCGCUACUUUGUCGAAUUCGGCAUGAAAGCUGUAAAGCCCCCCACGACCGAGAUUGUCCAGAGACUGGUCGGUAUUAUCAUUGCUGCUGUCACCGUCAUUGUCGUCGCCGUCCCUGAAGGUCUCCCCCUGGCUGUGACCCUGGCAUUGGCCUUCGCCACCACUCGCAUGCUUAAGGACAACAACCUGGUCCGUGUGCUCGCUGCCUGCGAGACCAUGGGUAAUGCCACCACCAUCUGCUCCGACAAGACCGGUACCCUCACUCAAAACCGCAUGACCAUUGUUGCCGGAACUUUGGGAAUCAACACUCGUUUCAUUGCUGACGCCGCUGAGGGCGAGACCAACAAGCGCGCCGCCAUCCCCAUCAACAAGAACGCCGUCUCCAUGAGCCAGCUCGUCAGCAACCUUCCUCCUGCUGUCACACAGCUGAUGCACGAAGCCAUUGCCAUCAAUUCUUCUGCCUUUGAGAGCGAGGAUGAGAAGGGCAACCUGUCCUUCAUUGGCUCCAAGACCGAAGUUGCUAUGCUUGAUUUCUCAAAGAAGAUUGGCGGUGCUGAUUACCGUCAACUCCGCGACUCUGUUCCUGUUGUGCACCUGUACCCCUUCUCGUCUGAGCGCAAGUCUAUGGCAACUAUUGUCCAGAUGGGCCCCAAGAAGUUCCGCCUCCAUGCCAAGGGUGCUUCAGAGAUAAUCAUGAAACGCUGCGAAAAGGUUCUCCAGAUUUCGUCCGCUGCUGAUCAGAGCACGCCUUUGUCCGAGAAGGAUCGCAACGCUGACGUUACCGAGUUGGACCUUAACAGCGACCUUGAAACCCAGAUCCACAAGACGAUUAUCUCGUACGCGACCCAAUCUCUUCGUACCAUCGGCGUCGCUUACCGUGAUUUCGAGUCGUGGCCACCAGCCGGCGUUGAGUUGAACGAAGAUGGCGAGGUCCCCUUUUCGGCUGUGGCUGAGAGUGGUCUGACCUUGAUCGGUGUCGUUGGUAUCGAGGAUCCUCUUCGCGAUGGUGUCCCCGACGCUGUUUUGGCUUGUCAGCGCGCUGGCGUGUUUGUCCGCAUGGUCACUGGAGACAACAUCUUGACUGCCAAGUCAAUUGCCACCCAGUGCGGUAUCUACACUCAGGGCGGUAUCAUCAUGGAGGGUCCUAAGUUCCGUGCCCUGAGCGGUGAAGAGAUGGACGCUGUGAUUCCUCGUCUUCAAGUUCUUGCCAGAUCCAGUCCCGAGGAUAAGAAGAUCCUUGUUGGUCGUCUUAAGGCCAUGGGUGAGAUUGUUGCUGUGACCGGUGACGGUACCAACGAUGGUCCUGCCCUCAAGAUGUCUGAUGUUGGUUUCUCCAUGGGUAUCGCCGGUACCGAGGUCGCUAAGGAGGCCUCCGCUAUCAUCUUGAUGGACGACAACUUCUCGAGCAUCGUCAAGGCCAUUCUUUGGGGUCGUGCUGUUAAUGACGCCGUCAAGAAGUUCUUGCAAUUCCAGCUCACUGUCAACAUUACCGCUGUUGUUUUGACCUUUGUCACCGCUGUGAUCUCUGAAGAGCAGAAGCCCGUCAUGUCUGCUGUCCAGCUCUUGUGGAUCAACUUGAUCAUGGACACCCUCGCUGCCUUAGCCCUUGCUACCGAUCCACCAACGCCCGAUCUCCUGGACCGUCAACCCGAGCCCCGCACUGCUCCUUUGAUCUCGUUCACGAUGUGGAAAAUGAUUCUUGGUCAGGCUGUCCUCCAGCUCGUCAUCACCUUUGUCUUGGAGUACAAAGGAAUGGAUAUCCUCAACUACAACACUGUCCCAAGCUCCCUCGAUGCCCUUGUCGCCCAGAAUGGAGAUAUUCCCAAUGCCUACAGAACGUUCAAGCGUCAGGAGCUGGAUUCCAUGGUUUUCAACACAUUCGUAUUCCUCCAGAUCUUCAACGAAGUCAACUGUCGCCGUCUGGAUAACCGCCUUAACAUCUUCGCGGGUAUCCGCAGCAACCGUUACUUCAUUGUUAUCUUCGUUAUUAUGGUUGCCUUCCAGGCGAUCAUCGUUGAGUUUGGUGGAGCUGCCUUCCAGACAGAGAGCCUUAGUGGUGUCCAGUGGGUGAUCUGCAUUGUUUUAGGUCUUCUCGCCCUUCCCGUCGGUGUCAUCAUCCGUCUUAUCCCCGACGAGGUUUUUGGCGGUCUUAAGAAGUGGGUCGAUCAUAGUGAGCCUACUCACGGAUCCCUCCCUAAUUUUGAGACCUACCCCGCCAACAGUGAAGCUGGCCGUACCAAUUCGAUCCCUGCAUCGAUCAACUCGCACCGCACUAACUCCAUAACUGGAAGCGGUAAUAAUGUCUAUCCCAGCCGUGAUGGUCUUGUCUGGAACUCUGCCAUUACCAAGGUUCGCUCAGAGCUCUCCGUCUUCAAGUCGAUCCGUGGCGGUCGCCUCUCGACAGAUUCCGACAGAAGUGAGCGCCAUGUGCUUCAUGCCGGUGCUAUGGUCCCGUCUCUAGUUGCGACCUCGGUCGGAGCUGGAUGGGCGCCCAAUAAGUUCAGGGGCACCCCCGGCAACUCGUCCAGUCAGAUCGAUAUCAGCAGUUCGAGUCCACGUUCCAGCAUGACGGGAUCGCGUCGAGGUACGGGGCAGAACAGCGUCCGUCCAGCGACCCCUCAAGCAACCUCAUCUACGGUGGCGCCUGUAAAUACCCAUCAAUCAAACUUGUCUGGCACGACGUUACCUUAUUCCUCGCCAUGAUGUGUCCGCAGCAGAAAAAAAGUUAUUUCUCUUUUUCAUAUCUUACCCAUGUAUACUUAUAAUAGUCUAUGGUGUUUACACUGCACUUCACUAAUCGCGAUUAUAACUGUCAUCUACCCAGCUUUCAUUUCUUACGAAUCAAAAAUAAAGAGCCAUGUCCUUCCUAAUA
Messenger RNA from Gamsiella multidivaricata, 4623 nucleotides. RefSeq lists its product as uncharacterized. Gene Ontology annotation, molecular function: P-type calcium transporter activity; ATP binding; ATP hydrolysis activity. Lineage: Eukaryota; Fungi; Mortierellomycota; Mortierellomycetes; Mortierellales; Mortierellaceae. Gene Ontology annotation, biological process: intracellular calcium ion homeostasis; calcium ion transmembrane transport. Gene Ontology annotation, cellular component: intracellular membrane-bounded organelle; membrane. The record is from RefSeq and is a predicted model, not a curated record. The transcript has 3 exons. The coding region runs from base 417 to 4454 and encodes 1345 amino acids.